Aspergillus fumigatus Af293 is the source of this 873-nucleotide messenger RNA. The record is from RefSeq and is a predicted model, not a curated record. NCBI's taxonomy places the organism in Eukaryota, Fungi, Ascomycota, Eurotiomycetes, Eurotiales, Aspergillaceae.
AUGCCCUUCAAUACAUCCCCACCAGACCCGCAACACGCAAUCCUCUCCUUCCCCUCCCCGCAUAUCCUCCUCAUAACCCUCAACCGUCCCCGCGACCUAAACUGCAUCAGCACAACCGGCCACCAAGAACUCAAUUCCAUCUGGCAGUGGCUAGACUACGAGCCCUCGCUGCGCGUGGGGAUCCUAACCGGAACAGGGAGGGCGUUCUGCGCCGGCGCAGAUCUAAAAGAUAAGGAUGGGGAUGAAGACGAGGAUGUUGAUGCUAAUUUUAUGUUCAUAGAAUGGAACAACCAAGCUCAAUCGAACAGCACCCGGAAACCCAUGCCGGAGGGCGGCUUCGGUGGGUUAUCAAGACGCAGCGGAAAGAAACCCGUCAUCUGCGCUGUCAACGGGCUGUGCCUUGGAGGCGGGUGCGAGAUGGUCGUCAACGCGGAUAUAGUCGUGGCGUGUCGGCAGGCGUACUUUGGGCUGCCGGAGGUGCAGCGCGGAGUGGUUGCCAUCGCAGGGGCGUUGCCGCGGUUGGUUCGUACGGUGGGACGGCAGCGAGCGAUGGAGAUGGCUUUGACGGGGCGGAAAGUCUCGGCAGAGGAAGCGAAAGACUGGGGGUUUGUCAAUGAGGUGGUGGAUGCGGCAGACCAGGUGGUGAAACGGGCCGUCGAGAUCGCGGAGCUGAUCGCGGCUAAUAGUCCCGAUGCCGUGGUGGUAAGUCGGGAAGGCAUCAAGUUGGGCUGGGAGGGGAUCGGUGCAGAAGAUGGCAGUCGGUUGCUCGUCGAUACCUGGGCAAAGAGGCUAUAUGAGGGGGAAAAUAUCAAGGAGGGUCUGCGCGCGUUUGUCGAGAAGAGGAAGCCCAAGUGGGUGGACAGCAAGUUGUAA